Penicillium olsonii is the source of this 945-nucleotide messenger RNA. The record is from the annotation of a GenBank genome assembly. NCBI's taxonomy places the organism in Eukaryota, Fungi, Ascomycota, Eurotiomycetes, Eurotiales, Aspergillaceae.
AUGUCUCACAAUGGCUCGGGGCAUACUUCGACAUCGAUGAUACACCGUGUUGGGCUCGCUGGGGCUGCAGCGCGUUUUGCGCAACACUCAUAUGGCCCCGACUACAUCGCAUUGGGGUUUCUGGUGAUGGGAUGGGUGCUAAUCCAGCUUUUUGUGAACCCAUUCCAUCGCAUGUUCUCGCUCGAUAACAAAUCCAUCCAAUACCCAUUCGCCGUCCACGAACGAGUCCCUGUUUUGUGGUCUGUCAUUAUCGCGGGGGUCAUUCCUUUCCUCGUCAUUCUGGCGUGGUCCGCGAUGGUUCGCGCUGGCGUCCAAAAAACGCAGGUGACCGUACUCGGCCUGUUCGUGGCUUUGAUGUUGACCUCACUGUUGACGGACAUUGUCAAGAAUUCGGUUGGGAGGCCUCGGCCAGACUUGUUGUCACGCUGUAAGCCAGCGCGUGGUACACCGAACAAUGCGCUGGUCGCAUGGACGGUCUGUACGGAGUCGAAUCAGCACAUCCUGCAAGAGGGAUGGCGGAGUUUCCCCAGUGGGCAUAGCAGCUUUUCAUUUGGCGGCCUUGGUUAUCUAUACCUCUUCUUUUGUGGCCAAAUGCAUGUGUUCCGACCCCGAACUGAUUUGGGCCGCUGUCUAUUGGCAUUCUUUCCACUCCUGUGUGCUCUGAUGGUUGCAAUCUCGCGUUUGGAUGAUUACCGACAUGACGUCUACGAUGUGACCUGUGGAGGGCUUUUAGGUAUGUUGAUAGCAUGGUUCUCGUACCGCCGCUAUUAUCCGCCUCUGCGAUCGGCUAUCUGCGAUGUUCCCUACGACAAGGCGGAUCUUGCUGGGCCAGACGGCUUUGCCAAACUGGAUGAUGAAGAGCAGGGUCUCGUGCGGCCCUUCCUCUCGCGUGGUGGCCCUUCAGGGGAGACCUACCAGCUUCAGGACACGGAAUCCUCUCGUUAA